This is a messenger RNA of Momordica charantia (bitter melon), 336 nucleotides long. The record is from RefSeq and is a predicted model, not a curated record. NCBI's taxonomy places the organism in Eukaryota, Viridiplantae, Streptophyta, Magnoliopsida, Cucurbitales, Cucurbitaceae.
GAUGUUGGCUCCUCUGCCCAUUGGGUUCGCGGUGUUUUUGGUGCAUUUGGCCACCAUUCCGAUCACCGGAACCGGCAUUAAUCCGGCCAGAAGCCUCGGCGCCGCCGUCGUUUACAACCGCCACCAAGCGUGGCACGACCAGUGGGUGUUCUGGGCAGGGCCGUUGAUUGGGGCAGCACUUGCAGCUCUGUACCAUCAGACGGUGAUCAGGGCCAUCCCAUUCAAGUCCAACUGAUGAUCCGAAUCCUACGGCUAUCCACGGUUUAUUUUUAAACAUGCUUUAACUAUAACUAUAGCCUGAAAUAAUUUAAUUCUGUUCUUCUAGUUUCAUAUUUA